Molecule: messenger RNA, 2230 nt
Organism: Panonychus citri (citrus red mite)
Lineage: Eukaryota; Metazoa; Arthropoda; Arachnida; Trombidiformes; Tetranychidae
Product: mannosyl-oligosaccharide alpha-1,2-mannosidase IA-like
Exons: 4
Coding region: 195-1964 (589 amino acids)
Biological process (GO): carbohydrate metabolic process; N-glycan processing
Cellular component (GO): endoplasmic reticulum; Golgi membrane
Molecular function (GO): mannosyl-oligosaccharide 1,2-alpha-mannosidase activity; calcium ion binding
Source: RefSeq, a predicted model, not a curated record
GAUUUCUUUUUCUCAAAUGAUUCAGUUAAUUAGAAGUUGAUUUUUUCUCUCUCUUUUUGUUUUUUCUUUAUUUGUGGAUAAUCGUUUUGUUUUAAGAUUUUUCUCUGGCCCUGAAGUGUUUGGUCUUCUAUUGAAGACGAAAAAAUAAAGAGGCAGAGGAAAGGAAAACCUUUUAGAAUUCCAGUGUUGUUACAAUGGCUACAAUUAGCCAUUGUUUUAGACCCUUUUGUAAUCAAUUAUGGAAACGUAAACCUUUAUUAUUGGCGAUUGUGAUUGUUGUCUCAUUUGGUUUAGUUGUUAUCCAAUAUAGAGAUGUUACCUCAUCACCUAUUUUUUCCUCAUCUUCGUCUUCAUCUUCUUCAGCAUCAUCAGGUGUAUUAUAUGGUGGAUCAUCUAAAGUUUAUUUAAUGGAUGCAAAUAUGUCUAAUUUAACACAAAACCGAGCUGUUUUACCCAAACCAUUACAUGUAAAUAGUUUAAAUGAAAUUCCUGGUUCUAAUGGGUUACCAGAUGAAUCCUUUAGUAUAGCUCGGAUUGGAGAUGGUGAACCUGGUGAUGAUUUAAAUAAAAAUCGUCGCAAUAAAAUAAGAGAGAUGUUAAAAUUUGCCUGGGAUAAUUAUGUUAAAUACGCUUGGGGUGAGAAUGAAUUUAAACCGCUGACCAGGAGGCCUCAUCAUGCGAGUAUAUUUGGUAAAGAGAAAAUAGGAUUAACAAUUAUCGAUGCAAUGGAUACUUUAUUUGUAGCUGGAUUAAAGGAUGAAUUCAAUGCUGCUCGUGAAUGGUUAGCAAGUGAAUUUACAUUGGAACAUUUUAGCGCUGAUCUAUCAGUUUUUGAGACAAAUAUACGUUUUCUUGGUAGUAUGUUAACAUGUUAUGCACUUACGGGUGAUAAAUUGUUCUUGGAAAAAGCUGAUUACGUUGCCGCCAAGCUUUUACCUGCUUUUAACACUCCAACCGGAAUACCUUAUUCAUUGAUUAAUUUAAGAACCCAGGCUGCUCAUAAUUAUUUCUGGGCAUCUUCAAGUUCAUCCAUUCUCGCUGAAAUCGGAACCCUUCAUCUUGAAUUUGUUUACCUUUCCGAGUUGACACAAAAAUCAAUCUACAAAGAGAAAGUCAUUAAAGUCAGAGAUUAUCUUGAUAAUUUGGACAAAACCGAUGGACUGUACCCAAAUUACAUUAAUCCAAAAUCAGGAAAAUGGGGUCACCGUCAUAUUAGUAUUGGAGCAUUGGGAGAUAGUUUCUAUGAGUAUCUAUUGAAAGCAUGGAUUCAAUCGGGUGGGGAAGAUGAAAAGGCUCGACGAAUGUACGACGAAGCCAUUGGUGCUAUUGAGAAAAAGUUAUUGAAAAAAUCUAAUUCUGGUUUAUAUUAUUUCGCUGAGCUGAAAUACGAUCGGCUUGAGAAUAAGAUGGAUCAUCUAGCCUGUUUCAGUGGAGGUUUAAUCGCCCUGGGAGCUCAGGCAUUACCAACGGAGGAAAAAAUAAAAGCGUUAAAAGUGGCCGAAGAUGUUACUAAUACCUGCCACGAAUCUUACAUUAGAACUGCCGUUGGAUUGGGACCAGAAUGUUUCAGAUUCACCGAUGAGUUGGAUGCAAAAGCCUCCAGAUCGGAAAGUUAUUACAUCCAACGACCUGAAUUAAUUGAGAGCUAUUUUUACUUGUGGAGAUUGACCAAAGACCCUAAAUACCGUGAAUGGGCCUGGGAAGCGGCCGAAGCCCUUGAGAAACACGCAAAAGUUAUUGGAGGCUAUUCUGGCCUAAGAAAUGUUUACGAUUUACAAAGUCAGAAAGACGACGUUGAACAAAGUUUCCUGUUCGCUGAGACAUUUAAAUAUUUGUAUUUAAUUUUUUCCGAUGAUAAUUAUCUCUCACUCAAUGAAUGGGUUUUCAAUACGGAGGCUCAUCCACUUCCAAUCAAGGGCAAAAAUCCCGCCUACCCUAGUCAAGAUGGAAAGUGGAAACAAUAAUUAACACCAAUUAACAGAUCACAAAGAUUACAAUGAUGACAACAACAACAAUUAACCAACCAGAAAACAAGCAAUUUAACAUAAUUGUGAAUCCUUUUUUCAUUUCUUUUCAACCCCUGACCCUCGAGGGCAGCGGGUUUAAUAGGAAACUUUUAUCUUAUAUAUAUAUGAGAUUAGGAUUAAUUGUUAAAAGAAUGUUUUUAUCAGAAUGUUUUUCAGAUAAUUUUUUCACUUUUUUGAUAAAAACAAUUUCUUUCUGUUGUUAA